Molecule: messenger RNA, 471 nt
Organism: Phytophthora nicotianae INRA-310
Lineage: Eukaryota; Oomycota; Peronosporomycetes; Peronosporales; Peronosporaceae
Exons: 2
Coding region: 1-471 (156 amino acids)
Source: RefSeq, a predicted model, not a curated record
AUGGCCAAGGAGAAGGGCAUGCGCGUGAGAGAUGCCCUACUAGACAUGGUCAAAGACAAGAAGUGCGGGUUCACGCGUAUGGAUGUGGACCCCCAGCCGAUUCCCUCGGACGGAAAUGCCAAAUGGCGGAGCAAUAGAGAUGGUGGGUUCGGUCACUUGGGCCCAUGCGAAGUUUACAUCGACGACAACAUGGUGGCCCGAGGUGACAAUUGCGAAACAGACUUCCCCGGUGGCGACGACAAAUCAAGUAGCAGCUCAAAGACGCAAACUAAGCCAUCGGCUGGAUCAGCUGGCGGGGAGGAACUACCUACUGAGGGCUCUAAGAACGAAGAGAAUCCCCCGCCGGCUAAUACCCAACCAAAACAAGAAUCCUCGAAUAGUGAGACGACCCCAGAAGCCGCGCCUGAAGCGCAGAGUAUCAAGUGCAAGGCUCCGGCCCGUCGUCUUCGGGAAAAGAUUUCAACUGUCUAG